AGCUGUGACGUCAGGGGCGCAAGGUAGGUAUGUGAGAUAUACCCCCAGUCAAAGCUUCCUCUUCUACAGCACUCAUCAGCUUGGCCCGGUCAGGAGAGUGAGCCUAAAGUUUUGAGAUUUCUUACAGGGAAACAUCUAGUGCUUUCUCAAAACACACAAAAUGGCAGAAGAGGCCAUUAAGUCCAAAGCAGGCGGUGAGCAAAAGAGAGCUCAACGGGCUCCGUCCAACGUUUUUGCCAUGUUCAGACAGUCCCAGGUGCAGGAGUUCAAAGAGGCCUUCACCAUGAUUGACCAGAACCGUGAUGGCAUCAUUGAUAUUGAAGACCUCAAAGAUAUGUACUCAAAUCUUGGGCGUAUCCCACCUGACUCUGAGUUGAAUGAGAUGCUGAAGGACGCCCCGGGCCCCAUCAACUUCACAACUUUCCUCAACUUGUUCGGUGAAAAACUUAGCGGUACCGACCCUGAAGACACAAUUAGACAAGCGUUUUCAAUGUUUGAUACUGAAGGCAAAGGCUUCAUUCCCGAAGAAUACUUGAAAGAUUUGCUGUCCAACAUGGGUGAUAACUUUACUGCUGAAGAAAUCAAACAAACAUGGAAAGAGGCACCUUUGGAGAAAGGCAAAUUCGACUACAACACAUUUGUUGGUAUCCUGAAGGGCAAAGAAGAUGAUGGAGCACCCUAAGAGGGGCACGCCAUGCACUGUUAACUUCUAGAAACUACAUACACUUAUUCUCUUUUCAUUUGCUUGCCAUUUGAUCUUUUUAAGAACCAUAUUAUAAAUUUUUGAAGUCCAUUAAUAAAAAUCAUUAGAAACCAUAAAUCCUGAUACAUAAAAGAAAUAAAUUGAUUUUUUUUGGUCAUAGAUUUUUUAUUUUGGUUUUUGGUUGAAAAAAAAAACAACACUUGAAAUCUUGAUAGAAAUCUUUUCAGAAUUUAUUGGCAUUAAAGUUGGCAGUUCAAUAAGUAACCCGGAACUGUUUCAGGCCAAAGAGUGUCAUCAUUCCAUUUUCACGUAAUAGAACUCUUUUGCGAGCAACCAAGUUUGUAGUGCUUUCACUCUGACCUGUCCAAUCGCACUGAAGCUCCAGACUGUUAUCAAGUUCAGUUGAAUUUUUCAUGCAUUCAGUUAUUGUCUGGGGGCCACUGGGAGCUACCAGCGACCAAACUUGAAAAAGUGAUAUGUACUAUGGAGGUGCAUCAACUUGUCAUUGUGGAAAAUUACAACCUUGUUACGUUCUAAUAAUUUGCUGAUAGGCGUGGUCGUAGAUGUUUUCCUGGGAGUCCAGCAGCUAAAAAGGGGCCAUAAAUAUUCUGUUGUUAAAAUAACUUUACAACAUCUUACGACGCGAAAUAUUCCAACACUAACAUCUUUUAAAUGCGGGACACAUACUACCAACUAUAUAUACCGCUGCGGCCUUUUGGGGAGAGUUGCGGCCCGCCUUGAACGAUGCAAAGAGUUAACUUUCUGUUGGCCUGAAACAAUUUUAUGUAAUUUAUCUCCCUUUUCUGAACUAAAGAAUUUUUUUCUGUUAACUCCCUUUGUUUAGAUUUUAGACGACCUCUGUUAUUCAUUUUUUUUUUAUUUGUGUGUGCGUGUGUAUCUUUGGGAGUUGUGUUCUGUCCAAGAGAACGAGUAAAAGAAAACAGAUUGAAUGAUUAAGUUUGUUUUUUUUUUAACUCGUAGCAAGUGUAGGGAUACUAGUUCUCUUUUUCUAAACAAAAAAAAAAUUUCGUGUUAAAAGUUGAUCGUGAGGCCCAAACAUGUCACAUUGUUUUGACAGAGUUUGGGCACUCACGAACCGUUCAUCUGGAAAGCUGUGUUAAAUAAAGAACUAGAACAAAAUAUUUUGAUACAUAUGUAUAUUAUAAGUUAUUUUGUGUCUCUCUCUUCACUGUAUCUUGACAAUGUAUAUCGACAAAUUAAAAAGUUGUCACCAAAACGGUUUUUUUUUUAUAUAAAACAAAACAAAAUUUGUCUUUUACUUUGUCAGGACUGUAUAAUAUUUUUUUUUAAAUUGUGUACUUUUUGUUUUGUUUUGUCUACCAUCUCUUGAGAUGAUCGGGCAACGUGUGUGAUAGGCUGGCACUGAAGUGGUCAUGUACAUGCCCACAGGGCUUCUAAUACCAACGGCGAAGCCCUGAUUCAUGUGGAGUGUGUUCCUACAUCCUAUUUAUUAAAUUUUAAUAAAAAUAAAAAAAAACAUCUGUGCACAGACA
Molecule: messenger RNA, 2217 nt
Organism: Biomphalaria glabrata
Lineage: Eukaryota; Metazoa; Mollusca; Gastropoda; Planorbidae
Product: myosin regulatory light chain LC-2, mantle muscle-like
Exons: 8
Coding region: 161-682 (173 amino acids)
Cellular component (GO): cytoplasm; myosin II complex
Molecular function (GO): calcium ion binding; myosin heavy chain binding
Source: RefSeq, a predicted model, not a curated record